Anisakis simplex (herring worm) is the source of this 414-nucleotide messenger RNA. The record is from the annotation of a GenBank genome assembly. Lineage: Eukaryota; Metazoa; Nematoda; Chromadorea; Rhabditida; Anisakidae.
AUGUUGGAAUCGUGUCUUACGCUCGAACCGAGUCUCUCGGAAUUCCACGACUAUUCCAUAUUCAACUCAAAUGCACCUGUUUAUUUGCUUGGACAUAAGUUCGCGGCUAGAGAGGAUAUGGAUGCGAUAAAAGACUACGUAACGUCAAGACUCUGGUUCACUUAUCGUAAGAAUUUCAUGCCCAUAGGGGGUACUGGACCGACGAGCGAUCAGGGUUGGGGUUGUAUGUUGCGGUGUGGUCAGAUGUUGCUGGCACAGGCAUUGAUCAUACGUCAUCUGGGCAGUGAUUGGACCUGGAAGAGGAACAACAAAGAGGACGAAUAUAAACGUAUUAUCAGAAUGUUUCAAGACAAAAAAUGUUGCUUGUUUUCGUUACAUCAAAUCGGUGAGAAUUUGAUCUGGUCGAUUUGUUGA